Labeo rohita (rohu) is the source of this 7319-nucleotide messenger RNA. It is a transcript of the gene celf1, whose product is annotated as cugbp, Elav-like family member 1. The coding region runs from base 449 to 2068 and encodes 539 amino acids. Gene Ontology annotation, molecular function: mRNA 3'-UTR binding. NCBI's taxonomy places the organism in Eukaryota, Metazoa, Chordata, Actinopteri, Cypriniformes, Cyprinidae. Gene Ontology annotation, biological process: regulation of alternative mRNA splicing, via spliceosome; mRNA splice site recognition. The record is from RefSeq and is a predicted model, not a curated record. The transcript has 16 exons. Gene Ontology annotation, cellular component: cytoplasm; ribonucleoprotein complex; nucleus.
GCAGGAAAGACAGCCAUUUUGCACCGUCCCUCUUCCACCCAGAAAGUAGGUUGUCGUGGGAAGACGUAAUCAGAGAAAACUACUAACUCACAAAUCCCACUGCACAAUCAUUCCCCCGUGUCAGCACACCAUACCUACUCAGUUUCCUCCGUUUGCAAAAGGGGGCAUCGAGGGAUGUGCGGCAUUGACUCUCUUGUAAGAUCUGUCCGUCUCCGUGGCUCGAUUGUAAAGGAAAAAACCCAAGUCUUAUAGAACCAGUAUAAAUAAUACACGAAGACAGCAAAUUAUCCCCUGUGUCUUUCUCAGCACGGUAACGGAGAUUGACGGGAGCAACAUUUCAGAAAAGCAAGGCCACAGAGAGGUGUGUGUUUACCUGUGUGUACGUGUGUCUGAUGUGUGUGUCCUGUAAUGUUUGGUGUGUUUCUGUAGCGUUUGACAAAGGCACUGGAUGGAUAGCAUCGACGCCGAAGCCCUCUACCUGACCACAGCGCAGCACGGGCAACCUCAAUGCGAGCUUUCCCUUCCUGCUGUGGAAGUACCUGCCCUUGGCGGAACCAAGAAGAUGAAUGGGUCUCUGGACCACCCAGACCAGCCCGACAUUGAUGCUAUAAAGAUGUUUGUGGGUCAGAUCCCCCGGACGUGGUCAGAGGAUCAGCUGCGUGAGCUGUUUGAGCCCUAUGGUGCAGUUUAUGAAAUCAAUGUUCUUCGGGACAGGAGUCAGAACCCCCCACAGAGUAAAGGUUGUUGUUUUGUCACAUAUUACACCCGUAAAUCUGCAUUAGAAGCACAAAAUGCCCUUCACAACAUGAAGAUUCUUCCAGGGAUGCAUCAUCCCAUACAGAUGAAGCCUGCGGACAGUGAGAAAAACAAUGCGGUAGAAGAUAGAAAGCUGUUUGUUGGAAUGAUUUCAAAGAAGUGCAAUGAGAAUGACAUAAGGCUCAUGUUUUCUCCAUACGGUCAAAUUGAGGAGUGCCGCAUACUGCGAGGCCCAGACGGACUGAGCCGUGGCUGUGCCUUCGUCACAUUCACAGCAAGACAGAUGGCCCAGUCUGCCAUCAAAUCCAUGCACCAGUCACAGACCAUGGAGGGCUGUUCUUCUCCCAUCGUGGUGAAGUUUGCCGACACACAGAAGGACAAAGAACAGAAACGUAUCGCCCAACAGUUGCAGCAACAGAUGCAACAGCUCAAUGCUGCCUCCAUGUGGGGAAAUCUUACAGGACUCAACUCACUUGGGCCACAGUACCUUGCACUUUAUUUGCAGCUUCUACAACAGUCUGCAUCCUCUGGAAAUGCGCUCAACAAUCUCCAUCCAAUGUCAGGUCUGAAUGCCAUGCAGAAUCUGGCUGCAUUAGCGGCAGCAGCGAGUGCUACACAGGCCACGCCUACAGGUAGCAGUGCUCUGACCACCUCCAGCUCCCCUCUCAGCGUCCUCACCAGCUCAGGUACGCCUUCUGGACAGCCCGCUCAAUCUGCCUGGGACGCCUACAAGGCGGGUUCCUCUCCCACCUCCAGUACUAGUUCUUCUGUGAACCCCAUGGCGUCUUUAGGUGCUCUUCAGUCUCUUGCUGCGGGCGCUGGAGCAGGUCUCAACAUGAGCUCCCUAGCAAGCAUGGCUGCUCUGAAUGGUGGUCUGGGCAGCGGAGGUCUCUCGAACGGCUCGGGCAGUGCUAUGGAGGCUCUGACUCAGGCAGCCUAUUCUGGGAUCCAGCAAUACGCCGCUGCCGCUCUGCCAAGCCUCUAUAGUCAGAGUUUACUGUCCCAGCAGAACGUUAGUGCCGCUGGCAGCCAGAAGGAAGGCCCUGAAGGAGCAAACUUGUUCAUCUACCAUCUGCCACAAGAGUUUGGUGAUCAGGAUUUGCUGCAGAUGUUUAUGCCUUUUGGCAAUGUUAUCUCUGCCAAGGUCUUUAUUGACAAACAGACCAACCUUAGCAAGUGUUUUGGCUUUGUUAGUUACGACAAUCCAGUUUCGUCCCAGGCGGCCAUUCAGUCAAUGAACGGUUUUCAGAUUGGAAUGAAGCGGCUGAAGGUGCAACUUAAACGAUCCAAAAAUGACAGCAAGCCAUACUGAGUGAUUUUACUCUCAAAUGGACUUGGUUUGAAAAUGUUUUUCUGGUAAGUGGAGUGUGACGUUGGAAAGUUAGAAUGACCCCACCCACCCUUAACACCUGCCUUUCCUAAUCCUCCUUUUACUUCUCUGGCCUUUCCUACAUAUCUUCUCUCUUAACCUUCAAAACAAAGACAACAUGCAAAUUAAGAAUUUGUUCCAAGGAGAAAAGAGUUCUUUUUUUUUUUUUUUUUCUUCACACAUUUAUAUAUAGAUCUAAUUGUCCUGUUGAUCUUUAUUUUCCCUUAAAUCUUUAUUUUAUUAUUAGUUUGUUUUGUUUUUGGUGCCAUAUUACAAGUUUGCUGUGUAUAAAUCUUGCGUCAAAGGAUGUUGCACAAUGAAAGCCAGCCUGCGUGACUGCUUUCAGUCCCUUAGACUGUUGAUCACCACGGUCUGGCCCCUGUAGAUGUUCUCCUGUGUUUACACUAGACUCUUGUAGUACAUUCGGACAGUGUAAUGCUGAUGCCUCCUACAAUGCUGCCUUUCUAGAAAAUGAAGGAGGCUUGCUGCAUCGGUGCAAAAGAUAAUCAAUCAGUCACCUGAAUAUCGUUUUGAGCAUCUGGAAGGUCAGGCUGCACUCCACUAGACUCCGUUUUCAUGGAUGCCUUUUUAUUUAAUUCAUGUAUUUAUUUCACUAAUUUAUUUAUUUAUUUUUAAUGUAUCUGUGUCUUCACAAUGAGGGUGAUGUAACAUUGCUUCAAAGUCUGUUUUAUGUAUUCUGUUGGAGGGCUCAGCUAACAACAGUGAUGUUGAUGCUUUCUGUUUGUUUUUAUUCACAUUUAAUCUUUUUUACAUUCUAAAAAGACAAACACUAAGCAAAGGGUAUUAUAUCACAUGUCGGUUCGUAGAUGGUGGUUAAUCAGUCAGUAUUGCUAGCUUGCAGGAGAUGCUACACUUACUCUCAGGACAUUCUCACCAUUCUGUCAGACCAAAACUUCUCGCCCAUUAUUCUACUCGCCUGGUACGUGGAAAAUACCUUAGGAAUAUGUAUGAAAGAAGUGGCGGAGUGCUUCAUUUCAGUUCACGAAUCCUUUCUUAAAGCCUCAAACGGAAACGAACCUUUUUUUGACCCGAGAUUUUUAUCCUUUGGAAACUGCUGAGGAAUCGCACGGUAGCACGCAUGGUUUUAAAACGGCAUUUGUAUAGAUUUUUUGAGCCAAGACACAAUCUACGACACGAUUUCUGUUUUUAUUUUGAUGGUCAUUUGAUACAUUAUCCUACGCCUCGAUUCAAGAGGUCGGCGUUGAAGCUUUUAGCAAUAUUUGCAUUCUGGAGAAGAGCGAGAGACGAUACUGCCAAGAACAGAAAGAAGGAGGUUUACAAUUGCUGAAUUCAUGGCCACUUAAUUGUCAGAACGAUUUGAACUUCAACCUUUGUGGCAAGUGUUCAAUAAGUAUUUUAUCUCGGUGUUUGCAGGUGCAUUGAGACUCGUCCUGCAUUUCUUACUUACUCCAUGCAACUCGCCUUAGUUGAUCAUGGCAGUAACUAGGUGUUCAAAUCGUAAUCAAAUGUCAAUGCCAAUCCGAGUCCUGCAGGGUCGUGAGGUGAGGUUGUUUUUAUGGAAAUCGAGAAGAAAACAUUAUCCAGAUAGUGUAUAUUACUUAACUAUUAUGCCUUUUCUAUUUUUAUAGAGGUUUUAUAAUAUUGCCUAAAUAAUUUCUCUGAAUUAAAACGGUUGUUUAAAAAAAAAAAUCGACUCAAAAGAUUCAACAGUGUUUUUGUAGAAUCCUAAUGUGAAGUUUUGUGGAUACAUUCACCGAUUGUUUAAACGACGGAUGUGUGGCCCUUUUCACUAGUCGUAGUGUCGUCUGUUUAGUCGUCAACGCAAACAAAUUGUACCAAGAGUUGUUCUUUUUCUUUUUCUUUUUUUAAAGUCUGAAGCAAAACCAUGGUUCAGUCUAAAGUUCUUACUCACUCCAUGUAAUAUCUCUAAACUAAGUACAUCCUUUGUAGUGACGAAUGCUGAUUUGUGCUUUUAUUUAAAUUGUCACUUGUUUAAUAUCCUCACAACGUAACUUAAGCUCAGUGUUGCAAUUGGUGAAUAUUAUAUAGUGUAGACGGUUUUCUUUUUUGACAUUUACCUCACAAUUGUCGUCACUGUUCGACACGCUCGUAUUUAUUAACGGUGCUUUUUAUUUUCACUGAUUAAUUGCAAAUAAGCCAAUUCUUGUUAACCUCGCAAUCUUCACGGACGCACUUCUCAAUCCAGGUGAGGAAACGAAACGGUUUGUUUCAUGCAUUAGAGAUGCUUUAGACUGAACCCAGGUGUGGAGCCCCUCUUGAAGCGCUUAGAUGCUAGCGCAGGGAACGCCCGGUCCCUGAUCUGUGCCUCUGUUCAAAUAAACGCAUGCGUUACAAAUCAUUAAGUGGAAGAAAAAUGGCAAGGCCACCAUUUUGAACAAUCCAAAGAUUCUUGUGAACUUGUUCUAGGCAGGGAUUUUUGUUUGUUAGGCAGAUUUUAUUUGAUUUAAAUUUUAUUUUUAUUUUUAUUUUUUUCAUAGUUUCGUUCCUUUUAUCCAGAGCCGAUCGACUGGCGUUUGUGCAAAGGAUUUGUGCGCCUUACAACAGCUCACAAGUGCAGAGUAGUUCCACUAAUGUGCCAAACACAUCAAGUCUUAAAUUUCUGUACAUGUUUAAUGAUGAUGCUCUGUGUCCCAUCAUGAUGAUGUUGUUGUUGUUGUUGUUGUUGUUGCUGUUGUUGUCCUUCACGGAGUUCAAUGUAGCUAAAUUGUAUCCAUUUGUGUUCCCCAUGACGGGUGUUUUGUGAAUAAGAACCAAUAUGAUCAGCUCCAAAUAUGCAUUAUUCCACAGUCCCACACAAUUCAAAAAUUGAAGCACAAAAUAAAAGGACUUUCACUGAAAGAGCUGAAACAUUGAAGCACAAUUUUUCUUUUGGUUUCUCUCUCUCUUUCCCUUGGGCUAAAAUGGAAAUGCGAUUGUGGAACAUUUUCAUUUGUUGGGUUGAAACGUCGCUGUCGAGGACAGUGUUGUCGUAGCUGUAGUAGGCAGGUUGUGUUGUCUUUCAGUGGUGGUGUUGUUCUUGUUCUUGUUCUUGUUGAUGUUUAAUGUUAUUCCCUUUGUUCACUAUUGGCAUGGUGCUUAUCUCUCCCUCCUCCUUCCCACUUUUCUUCAUCGUUUCCUGUGUUGCAUUCAAUGUUUUGUGUUUAGAUGAUGUGUGCCCCCUCCUCAUGCAAAAAUAAUCAUUCAUGAUUUUCUUUUUCAUCCCCUCUCCUUUUUCCGUUGUGCUUUAACCUAGGUUUGUUAUUCGUUUUUUUUGUUUUUGUUCUAGAUAUCUUCGUGCCCGUUUGUCAUCGUUUGCCUAGCAUGUCGAUGUGACGUCAAAAGUUCAUCGUCCAGUCCGUUGUCCUCUUCGCUUCUCUGACGCUUGAAAUUUCACACUUGACCCUUUUUGUUAACUUUUGACGCUUAUUUGAUUACUUAUUUUGUUUGUUUCUUUGUGUGAUGUUCAUUUGUCAUUUGUGCUGCCAAUAGGGAGCGUUAGAAAGACUGCUACAAGUGUAAAAAGUUUCAUGAAAAUUGUUCUGAGCAAAGAGUCUAUUUUUCUAGAACGUACAAACAUAACCACUAGAUUUUUGCAGAAGCUUUUAAUUUUCAUUGUUUCGUUUUUCAGAUUUGUUUUUUCUUCCUCUUUGAUUUUUAUUGUUUUUCGAGCAGUCUUCCUAGCGCUUCUGAUUGUGUACUCCUUUUUGAUUUUUGUUGUUCUUCUCAAAGCAGCCAUUCAGUUUAUAGAAUCACUUUUGUGUGUUCAAGUGUGGGUGUGUUUCCCUCUUUCUCUCACUUGUUAGUUCUAAACCUUUUAGAGGAUGUUUUCGUCACAUUUUGCUGAAAUCGAGGAUAAACUUUGUAAUUUUGUGUUAGGUUAGUUGGCAUGAUGUAAUUUUGGGAGUUUCUAUUAACAGAGUGACAUUACAAUAGACACUUGAAUUGCCUUUUUUCUUCUUUGUGUGUGUCGAGCCAACACAGGCACAUGUUUUUCAUUUCCUUAUUGUGUGAAAAUCAGGAUUAGUCUGAAAUAAUGCAUAGAAUGAGCAGAGUUGAAUUUCUUGUCACAGGUAAAUAUUAAGCAUGCAUGUUUUUUUGUAAGUGCACUGAAAUCCUCAGCAAAAUGUGAUCUCUAGUUCUGUUUCAAAAAGUCAAGAUGAAUAAAGUGGUGCCAAAAGUUUUGCAUGUUGCUGUUGGUUACAUUUUACAGUAUGUUUCACAUCAUGCUUUACGGCUCCUGCUACAAUGACAUGUGGUCUCUUUGGAUGGUUAAGUUUAAGAUUUAAAAAAACAAUACAGUGUGUUUAGGUUAUGGGUUAAAGUGUGUUUUAACAAUGUGUUGUUAUACAAACUGAAGUGGGUUUCCAAUGAGUCCUUAGAUAUAAAUUUAUUGUGCCUACAACAGCAAAAACACAUGCUCUUCUUGAGAUGUUGUUCAGUGAACGAAAAUGUGUUACAACCAUACAAUUGGUCUGUUUUACAGAGCUUGCAAGCAUUUUUAUUUUUUUUUUCUUCCCAUUCUGACAUCUGUAUAAGUUGUGAAGUUCUGGACUGAUCGGUAGAGCUCAACUGCAGCUUUGCCCCCUCGGCCUUUAGUGUAAAGGCAUGUCUCCAUGAAUGAAGAGCUACAUUUGGAAGUCUUUUGUUUUGUUUUGUUUUUUUUUAAAGAUGUAUUCUGACAGACUAAUCUAAUUGGGGGUUGAGGUGGUUGUUUUCUAUUUAGAUUUUAAGCUGCUGUUUUGUGAGUUUAAAUGUACUCUUGAGAAAAUUUCCUGUGGGAUGUUUGUCAUUACUGGUACAGAGUGAUUGUAUUUAACAUUUAAGAUUUGUACAGAUUUUGCCUUUUCUACUUCAUAAGUUGUUUCACAAUGUAAAUCCCAGUAAGUAGAAGCAUGUAGACAGUAACACCAUGACCAAACAUUAACCUGUACAAAGUAACCAAAAUGCAAACAAAAAUCAACUCCACAAAACAGCCUUUAACUGAAUUCUGAUGUUUUUUAGUUGUUUUGUCAUUUAAGUUGUGUGGUUUUCAUUGGAAGUGUAGAGAGUGCAGAAUUUAUUCAAUGUCUGAAACAUGUUGUAUAAGGUUGGUUAAGGAUUUCACGCUACUGUCUCUACAGAAAUAUAGCAAAAUGGACACCCAUGAAGCAGUCAUCUGGUAGUUUAUCUUUAGUUUAUGUAUGAUUAAACUGUUUGAAAAAACAUUCACACA